This is a messenger RNA of Panthera uncia (snow leopard), 2080 nucleotides long. It is a transcript of the gene DNASE1L2, whose product is annotated as deoxyribonuclease 1 like 2. Gene Ontology annotation, cellular component: nucleus. The record is from RefSeq and is a predicted model, not a curated record. Bases 2 to 1027 code for a protein of 341 amino acids. Gene Ontology annotation, molecular function: DNA nuclease activity. Gene Ontology annotation, biological process: DNA catabolic process. NCBI's taxonomy places the organism in Eukaryota, Metazoa, Chordata, Mammalia, Carnivora, Felidae. The transcript is spliced from 7 exons.
GAUGGAGAAGGGCCACGGUAGGCCUAGUGCACCACUGGGGAGACAUGGAGACGCGGGGAACCUCUGUGUCAAGCGUUCUCACCGGCCCCCGUGGCCCCGGGGCUGGGGCGGAGAGGGGCGGCUUGGUGUGUCUGACUCCAGAUUCGAGCUCAGGAGCGUCUCUGUCACUCCCAGCCGCCCGCUCCGCGCCAUGGGUGGGUUCCGCGCCCUCAUGGCCGCGCUCUGGGCGCUGGGGGCCGCCGGGGCCGCGGCGCUGCGCAUCGGAGCCUUCAACAUCCAGAGCUUUGGCGACAGCAAAGUGUCGGACCCAGCCUGCGGCGGUGUCAUUGCGCAAAUCGUGGCUGGCUAUGACAUCACGCUGGUGCAGGAGGUGCGAGACCCGGACCUGAGCGCCGUGUCCGCGCUCAUGGAGCAGAUCAACAGUGUGUCCGGGCACGAGUACAGCUUCGUGAGCAGCGAGCCCCUGGGUCGGGAGCAGUACAAAGAAAUGUACCUGUUCGUCUACAGGAAGGACGCGGUGUCGGUGGUGGACACGUACCAGUACCCGGACCCGGAGGAUGCCUUCAGCCGUGAACCUUUCGUGGUCAAGUUCUCCGCCCCCGGUUCGGCUGCCGGGGAGCUCGUGCUGAUCCCGCUGCACGCGGCGCCGCACCAGGCCGUGGCGGAGAUCGACGCUCUCUACGACGUGUACCUGGACGUGAUCGACAAAUGGGGCACCGACGACUUGCUGUUCUUGGGCGACUUCAAUGCGGACUGCAGCUACGUGAGGGCGCAGGACUGGCCGGCAAUCCGCCUGCGCAGUAGCGAGGUCUUCAAGUGGCUCAUCCCGGACAGCGCGGACACCACGGUGGGCAACUCAGACUGCGCCUACGACCGCAUCGUGGUGUGCGGCGCCCGCCUGCGCAGGAGCCUGAAGCCCCAGUCGGCCGCUGUGCACGACUUCCAGGAGGAGUUCGGCCUGGACCAGACUCAGGCCCUUGCCAUCAGUGACCAUUUUCCUGUGGAGGUGACCCUGAAGUCCCACUGAAAACCUUCAAGGCCUGGUCAGGGCACGCUGCCUCCAGACUCGACCCGAGGAGGACUCUGGCCUCCACAGAUCUCCUUCCGGAUGGCUGGCCAAGCCCCAGCAAGCCGUGGGGCAGGGCUGGCUGGCCAGAUGGCUGUGGACACAUCACAGGCCCACUCAGCCUGUCUCCCCAUCUGUAAAAUGGGCUGCGACAUCUACCUCCUCCUUGUGAGGAGCACCUACAGGGCGCCGGGUGCGUGGCUGUGCUCAAUAAACGGGAGCAAGCGCUUAGCCAGGACCACACACUGGUCGGCUUCAAGGCCUCCGUGUCCUUUCUUAGGACUCCACCCCUGUGAGGCCCAGACUUUGGUGCUGCAGCCCAGUGGGUCCCAGGUCCCAGCCCCCUGGGGGAACAGGGAUGGCCCAGCCCACCCGUGUCACACCCUGCUGGGAACUGACGCCCUCCAGACCAGGCUCUAGAAUGCAGCUCCCCGAGUGUGCUUGCUUUCCCUCCGUGCCAACCGUAAAUGCAUCCGAGGACUCGUGCUGAGCGCAGCUGGGCACACGCACACACACACACGCACACACACACACACACACACACACACACACACGCGCGCGCGGGCAGUGCUGACAGACAGGGCCAACCUCACAGUCCCUGCCGCCCUCUCUCUCCCUCAGGGGCGAGCAGGCUGGACGCCUCGCCCAGGCGGGGCGGGUUCCUUCUCAGGAGCCCUGGGCUGGACAAGGACUUGGGGAGAACUGUGGCCUGUGUCCCGGGGAAGCCCAUCACCUGAGGAUCGGGAACGAGCAUGAAUGGGGGACAGGGUGUGACUGACAGGGGCCCAGUGAGGUUGCUGGUUUGGGAAACAUCUCACGUUUGGCAACUUUGGGAACUGGCCUGAACUGUGUGGAGGACACACGUUUGCUUCAAGAGCCCACGUGACUUUUUCUCAGGUCACCUUCCUAAAGUAAGGCCGGGGCUCUUGUGGCACAGACGGGCUCACCCCUCCCUGCUUCGCAAGCACCCUGUCUCUGAACCUUUGUGCCCCCUCCAUCUAAACAGGCAGAUGG